CAUGCCCAUGCUUAACAUCCACGUUUUUUUCGCACUCUUUUUAGGUGCUGUUAAAUCUCAAGCACCUCCAAAUUUUACGGAACUCACGCAACUAAACGGGUACCAAUCUGAGGAACAUGCAGUGGUUACAGAAGAUGGAUAUGUGCUGACACUGUACAGGAUAGCUAAAGGUGCCAAGUGUCAGGAGGAGAAUAAGCAGACCCCUGUGUUCUUCAUGCCUCCAUUGCUGUCCGCCGCUGAUACGGCGAUCGAGGCUGGACCGGAUGCAGCAAUACCAUACCUUAUAUCAGACGCCUGCUUCGACACUUGGGUCGGAAGCCCUCGAGGCACUUACAACGGCCGAAAGCACGUGCGACUAGAUCCUGAUAAACACAAGGAGUUCUGGAACUUCUCCGUAGACGAAAUUGGCACUUAUGACGUACCUGCGAUGGUUAAUUAUGUGUUAAAUUAUACAAAUACGGAGAAGUUGAUGUAUGUUGGAUUUUCUCAAGGAGGCGGAUCGUUUUUCGUCAUGUGUAGUGAAAGGCCUGAAAUGUGCAAGAAGGUGAAACUUAUGAUCGGUCUCGCGCCAGCAACAAGACAUUGGUACACGAAAUCAGCUUUCUUCAGAUUACUGUUCAAGAGUGUUGAGGAUAACCUAGAUGUGUUCGAUGAUUUGCGCAUUUGGGAAGUCAUGGGAAGAGAUCAAGUGACAGCAGCAUUGAGUGUUGUGUGCCGGAACAAUUUAAAGCUGUGUGAGUGGUUAGUUUCCGUAGUAGAUUCCUCGCAUCCAGGCUCAGUGGCUGUUUCGACAUAUGUCAGUAUGUUAGAUCGGUUCCCAGCGGGGACUUCAGUGCAAAAUAUGGUACGCUUCAGUCAAAGCUGUCGGAGUAAAAAGUUUGUUAAAUUCAGCUAUGGGACUAAGAAAAAUCUUGAGAUCUACGGUAGCCUGGAUCCUCCGGAAUACAACUUGACAGCCGCAGAUGUACCUAUUCUGCUUAUGGUGGGUAAAAAUGAUGCAAUAGUGGAUGUAAGGGAUGUAAAAUGGUUGGCUGGUAAAUUACCAAAUGUGAAAGAAACAGUGAUAGUGAAUGAUUCUCAGUGGAAUCAUGUGGACAUGUUUUAUAGUCAAUUUAUUAAGGUGAUGAUUUUCCCUAAAAUUUUGGAGUACCUAAUUCGUUAUAACGAAAUGUGACACUACAAUA
Cydia splendana is the source of this 1184-nucleotide messenger RNA. RefSeq names its product gastric triacylglycerol lipase-like. The transcript has a single exon. Gene Ontology annotation, biological process: lipid metabolic process. The record is from RefSeq and is a predicted model, not a curated record. Bases 2 to 1174 code for a protein of 390 amino acids. Gene Ontology annotation, molecular function: hydrolase activity, acting on ester bonds. NCBI's taxonomy places the organism in Eukaryota, Metazoa, Arthropoda, Insecta, Lepidoptera, Tortricidae.